GCAACGUUCUUCAUCCGCAGUGUGUUAUUCGGCUGCAGAAGAGAAUUGUUCGUUUUUAAUGAAGUCGAGAGUAGGCGUGGAGAAGGAAAAGGGUGUGUUGUUAGUUGUAAACUGUUUCCUGGAUCAUCAUCCGUUGAAGUUCGAUUAAAAGCACUCAUUGAUUGACUGGGUGUUAUCUCACCAUGACUACUGACAUUUCAGUACUUGUUCAGUGGGAUUCUUCUGCCCAGCAGGAGAUAGAAGAUUUAGAUUAUGAUGGUGGAAACAGUUCUUCUCGUCUCUUCGAACGAUCACGAAUCAAGGUAUUGGCAGAUGAACGUGAAAAAGUACAGAAGAAAACAUUUUGUAAAUGGGUAAAUUCGCAUCUUGUGAGAGCAAAUUGCCGAAUUACAGAUUUAUAUACAGAUCUAAGAGAUGGAAAAAUGCUUUUGAAACUAUUGGAAAUACUUUCUGGAGAACGUCUGCCAAAACCAACGAAAGGAAAAAUGCGAAUUCACUGCCUUGAAAAUGUUGAUAAAGCUCUACAAUUUUUAAAGGACCAGAGAGUACAUCUUGAAAAUUUAGGAUCUCAUGAUGUUGUUGAUGGUAGUUCUAGACUUACUCUGGGUUUGAUUUGGACCAUUAUCCUAAGAUUUCAGAUUCAAGACAUUACCAUCGAAGAAGUUGAUAAUCAAGAAACAAAAUCUGCUAAAGAUGCUUUGCUAUUGUGGUGUCAAAUGAAAACAGCUGGAUAUCCAAAUGUAAACAUUCGUAACUUUACUACAAGUUGGAGAGAUGGAUUAGCUUUUAAUGCUAUCAUUCACAAACACAGACCUGAUCUCAUUCAAUAUGACAAAUUGUCAAAAUCAAAUGCCAUUUAUAAUUUAAAUAAUGCAUUUAAUGUUGCUGAAGAAAAUCUUGGUUUAACAAGACUUCUAGACCCUGAAGAUGUAUAUGUGGAUACACCAGAUGAAAAAUCUAUUAUUACAUAUGUUGUUACAUACUAUCAUUACUUUUCAAAAAUGAAGGCUGAAACUGUUCAAGGAAGGAGAAUUGGAAAGGUUGUAAGUCAGGCAAUGGAAAAUGAUCAAAUGAUAUUGGAAUAUGAGACGUUAACAUCAGAACUGCUGAAGUGGAUUCAACAUACAAUAUCCUCUCUGUCAGAUAGAAAAUUUGCAAAUUCUUUAUAUGGAGUUCAACAGCAGUUAGCUGCAUUUACCACAUACAGAACUGUGGAAAAACCUCCCAAAUUUAUUGAGAAAGGAAAUUUGGAAGUACUUUUAUUCACUCUUCAAAGUAAAAUGCGUGCAAAUAAUCAGAAACCGUACUUUCCAAAGGAAGGCAAAAUGAUAGCAGAUAUAAAUAGAGCUUGGGAACAUCUGGAAAAAGCAGAACAUGAAAGAGAACUUGCUUUGCGUGAAGAACUGAUCAGGCAAGAAAAAUUAGAACAAUUAGCUGCACGAUUUGAUAGAAAAGCAGGAAUGAGAGAAACAUGGCUUAGUGAAAAUCAGCGUUUAGUAUCUCAAGAUAACUUUGGUUUUGAUUUGCCAUCUGUAGAAGCAGCAGCUAAAAAACAUGAAGCCAUUGAAACUGAUAUCUUUGCAUAUGAAGAAAGAGUCCAGGCAGUAGUUGCUGUUGCACAAGAACUUGAAGCUGAAAACUAUCAUGACAUUGAUAGAAUAAAUGCUAGAAAAGACAAUGUUCUGAGAUUAUGGAACUACUUGUUAGAAUUAUUACGUGCUCGACGUACAAGACUUGAAAUGUCUAUAUCCUUACAACAGACCUUCCAGGAAAUGUUAUACAUACUUGAUUCUAUGGAGGAAUUAAAGGUUCGUUUGAUGUCUGAAGACUUUGGCAAACAUUUAAUGGGAGUAGAAGAUUUAUUACAAAAGCAUAGUUUAGUAGAAGCUGAUAUCAAUGUUUUAGGCGAACGUGUAAAAGGAGUUGUUCAACAUUCACAGAGAUUUGUAGAAAUUGAAGCAGAUGCUUAUCGUCCAUGUGAUCCUCAGUAUGUAAUUGAACGCAUUCAGCAACUUGAGGCAGCUUAUUCAGAAUUGGUACAAUUGGCACUUGAUAGACGUAAUAAAUUGGAAGAAUCACGCAAGCUGUGGCAAUUUUAUUGGGAUAUGGCAGAAGAGGAGGCUUGGAUCAAAGAAAAAGAACAAAUUCUGUCUUCUGAAGAUAUUGGUCAUGAUUUAACAACAAUCCAUCUCUUAAUCAGUAAAAACAAAGCACUGGAAGAUGAUAUUGCAGUUCAUGAACAACAGUUGGUAGCAGUUAUUAAGGUUGGAGAAGAUUUAAUUUCAGCACAGCACUUUGGUUCAGAUAAAAUCCAAGAAAGAAUUAGAGAAAUUCAAAUAUUACUUGUUCGUUUGAUGUCUGAAGACUUUGGCAAACAUUUAAUGGGAGUAGAAGAUUUAUUACAAAAGCAUAGUUUAGUAGAAGCUGAUAUCAAUGUUUUAGGCGAACGUGUAAAAGGAGUUGUUCAACAUUCACAGAGAUUUGUAGAAAUUGAAGCAGAUGCUUAUCGUCCAUGUGAUCCUCAGUAUGUAAUUGAACGCAUUCAGCAACUUGAGGCAGCUUAUUCAGAAUUGGUACAAUUGGCACUUGAUAGACGUAAUAAAUUGGAAGAAUCACGCAAGCUGUGGCAAUUUUAUUGGGAUAUGGCAGAAGAGGAGGCUUGGAUCAAAGAAAAAGAACAAAUUCUGUCUUCUGAAGAUAUUGGUCAUGAUUUAACAACAAUCCAUCUCUUAAUCAGUAAAAACAAAGCACUGGAAGAUGAUAUUGCAGUUCAUGAACAACAGUUGGUAGCAGUUAUUAAGGUUGGAGAAGAUUUAAUUUCAGCACAGCACUUUGGUUCAGAUAAAAUCCAAGAAAGAAUUAGAGAAAUUCAAAGUAUGUGGGAUCAUCUUCAAGAAUUGCAGUCAGCAAGAACUAGAAGAUUGGUUGAAGCCAUUGAUUAUCAUCAAUUCUUUGCUGAUGCAGAUGAUGUUGAUACAUGGAUGCUUGAUAUAUUAAGAUUAGUUUCAAGUGAAGGUGUUGGUCGAGAUGAAGCUAAUGUGCAAUCUUUGUUGAAAAAGCAUAAAGAUGUGACAGAUGAAUUGAAAAACUAUGCAAAUAUUAUUGAUGCUCUUCACCAACAAGCAGGAAACCUUGGAACUCAGUACCGAGAAGCACCUGAAGUAUUAGAACGUCUUGCAAGCAUUGACAGAAGAUACAAAGAAUUACUUGAAUUAGCAAAAUUAAGGAAACAACGAUUGCUUGAUGCUUUAUCUCUCUAUAAACUUUUCAAUGAGGCUGAUGGAGUUAAUCAAUGGAUUGAAGAAAAGGAAAAAAUGUUGGAUAGUAUGGUUAUGAGCAGAGAUAUGGAAGAUAUAGAAGUUAUGAAACAUAGAUUUGAAGGAUUUGAACAAGAAAUGAAUGCUAAUGCAUCAAGAGUUGCUGUAGUAAAUCAAUUAGCUCGCCAAUUACUUCAUGUAGAACAUCCAAAUUCAGAAGAAAUAUUAGCACGACAAAAUCAAAUUAAUCAAAGGGAAGCAGAAAGUAUUCAAGAAAGAAUUAUGCAAAUCAAAAUUGUUUGGGAGCAACUUACUCAAUUGCUCAAAGACAGAGAUGCUAAGUUGGAAGAAGCUGGUGACUUGCACAGAUUUUUGCGAGAUCUUGACCAUUUCCAGACAUGGCUAACAAAAACACAGACAGAUGUAGCUUCAGAAGAUAUUCCAUCAAAUCUUGCAGAGGCUGAAAAGUUAUUGAGUCAGCAUCAACAAAUAAAAGAAGAAAUUGAUAAUUAUACAGUAGAUUACAAUGACAUGAUGGAAUAUGGAGAGAAAAUUACACAAGAUCAGACUGAUCCUCAGUACAUGUUCUUAAGAGAAAGAUUGAAAGCUUUGCAAGAUGGAUGGGCAGAACUUCACCAAAUGUGGGAGAACCGCCAGCAACUUUUGUCACAGAGUCUUAAUCUGCAAAUGUUCUUACGUGAUGCAAAGCAGACUGAAGUUCUUCUUAAUCAACAAGAGCAUUAUUUGUCUAAAGAUGAAACACCAACAAAUCUUGAACAAGCUGAAAAUCUGAUUAAGAGACAUGAAGCUUUCCUUACAACAAUGGAAGCAAAUGAUGAAAAGAUUAAUGGAGUCAUACAGUUUGCACAAAGACUCUGUGAUGAAGGACAUUUUGCAUCUGACAAGGUCAACAAGAAAGCAGAAAAUAUUAGUGAAAGACGUAAUGCUAAUCGUGCUAAAGCUUUAGAACAAAUGGAGAAAUUGAAAGAUGAAUUACAAAUUCAACAAUUUUUGCAGAAUUGUGAAGAGUUGUCUGAAUGGAUACAAGAAAAAUAUAUUAUUGCACAAGAUGAAACUUAUCGCAGUGCUAAAACUGUACAUAGUAAAUGGACGCGUCAUCAAGCAUUUGAUGCUGAGGUAGCAUCAAACAAAGAUCGAAUGUAUAAAGUGGAACAGGAAGGACAUGAGUUGAUGAAAGAGAAACCUGAAAUGGCUAGUAUAAUUGAACCUCGUUUAGCAGAAUUAUCACAGCAGUUUGAAGCAUUGGAAAAUACAACUAAAGAAAAAGGAGAGAAAUUGUUUGAUGCAAAUAGACAAGUAUUGUAUGAACAGACUUGUGAUGAUAUUGAUUCUUGGAUUACUGAACUUGAAAACCAAGUAUUGACAGCAGAAACUGGACAAGACUUGACUAGCGUCAAUCUCAUAUUGCAAAAACAGCAGACAAUAGAAACACAGAUGGCAAUCAAGACGAAACAAGUUACAGAAUUACAGUCACAAGCAGAAUAUUUAGAAAGAAUGGAUCCUGAAAAAACAGAAGAAAUUAAAGCUAAAAAAGAAUUUGUUGAAAGCAGAUUUCAACGUCUUCAAGCACCUCUCUUGGAACGAAAAGAACAGCUUCUUAAAAAGAAAGAAGCCUAUCAAUUCCGUAGAGAUGUGGAAGAUGAAAAACUAUGGAUUCAAGAAAAAAUGCCUCUUGCAACUUCUGAGGACUAUGGUAAUAGUCUGUUUAGCGUUCAGAUGUUGAAAAAGAAAAAUCAGUCUCUGCGAACUGAAAUUGAUAAUCACGAACCAAGAAUCUACAGUGUGUGUGAAAAUGGUCGCAAGUUAAUAAGUGAAGGUCAUGAAGAUUCAAAAGAAUUCCAAAGUCUAAUAGAUGAAUUAACUCAUCUAUGGGAAGAAUUGAAGAAAGCUAUUGACUACAGAAAAGAAAAAUUAUUAGAAGCUGAGAAAGCCCAUCAGUAUUAUUUUGAUGCUUCCGAAGCAGAAGCAUGGAUGAGUGAACAGGAAUUAUACAUGAUGGUUGAUGAUAGGGGCAAAGAUGAAAUAAGUGCACAGAAUCUAAUGAAAAAGCAUGAAAGUUUGGAGAAUGCUGUUGAAGAUUAUGCAGAGACAGUGAGACUACUUGGAGAAGUAGCUAAGCAAUUAGUUUCAAGUGAACACCCUGAAAGUGACCAGAUUGCCAUCAGACAGUCUCAAGUUGAUAAGUUAUACGCUGGUUUGAAAGAUCUUGCCUUGGAAAGAAGAGCUAAACUAGAAGAAGCUUUGAAAUUGUUCUGUUUGAAUCGUGAAGUAGACGAUUUGAUGCAAUGGAUUCAAGAGAGAGAGCUUGUUGCUGGUUCUCAUGAACUUGGUCAAGAUUAUGAUCAUGUCACAAUGCUCAGAGACAGGUUUAAGGAAUUUGCUCGUGACACUGAAGUAAUUGGCACUGAACGUGUUGCCAUAGUUAAUGAGAGUGCAGAUUUCCAGAUAGCAUCAGGACAUUCGGAUAGUGCAACAAUUGCCCAAUGGAAAGAUGCAUUAAAUGAAGCAUGGGCUGAUCUGUUAGAAUUAAUUGAUACACGCACUCAAAUGUUAGCUGCAUCUUGGCAGCUACAUAGGUUCUUUCAUGACUGUAAGGAUGUCUAUGGUCGUAUAUUGGAAAAACAAAAUGCAAUGUCUGAUGAACUUGGUAGAGAUGCUGUUAGUGUUUCAAGUUUACAAAGGAAACAUGCUGGUUUUGAACAUGAUCUUCAAACUCUUGGCACAGCUGUUCAACAAAUACAAGAAGAAUCUGCUAAAUUACAAACUGCAUAUGCUGGAGAAAAAGCCAAAGAGAUAACCAAUCGAGAAGCAGAAGUUGUUGGAGCUUGGCAAAAGUUGUUAGCUAUGUGUGAAGCCAGGAGAAGUAAGUUAGCCGACACUGGAGAUUUGUUCCGUUUCCUCAAUAUGGUUCGUGAUUUGAUGCUCUGGAUGGAAGAUGUUGUAAGACAAAUGAAUACAUCAGAAAAACCAAGAGAUGUAUCUGGUGUAGAGUUACUGAUGAACAAUCAUCAAAGUUUGAAGGCAGAAAUUGAUGCUAGAGAAGAUAACCUUUCAACAUGUAUUAAUCUUGGAAAAGAGUUAUUAGCACGAAACCAUUAUGCUUCAAAUGAGAUAAAAGAAAAAUUGUUGGCAUUAACAAAUCAGAGAACUUCAAUGAUGGAUCGAUGGGAAGAAAGAUGGGAACAUUUACAACUAAUCCUUGAAGUGUAUCAGUUUGCUAGAGAUGCUGCAGUUGCUGAAGCCUGGUUGGUUGCACAAGAACCAUAUCUGCUUAGUCAAGAAUUAGGGCAUACUAUUGAUGAAGUUGAACAAUUAAUAAAGAAACAUGAAGCAUUUGAAAAGAGUGCAACAGCUCAAGAAGAAAGGUUUGCUGCUUUGGAACGGUUAACAACGCUUGAGUUGAAAGAACAAGAACGUCAUUCUCGGGGACACGAAGAUCGUCAGCAAGCGUAUCACAUGCUGGACGAACAUAUGAGACGUUCCGGCUAUUAUGAUGGGUUUGAAUUAAAAGAAUUAAAACGUAGAGAAGAAGAACUAGAAAGACAGAGGCAAGAAGAACUAGCAAAAAUGGUUCCACAAAUUCCAUUACAGGAAACACCAACUAAAACUGACAGGACUGAUGGAGAAGUUGCAGUUGAAGCAGAACCUGAACAGCCAGUAGUGAAUGGUGAACAAGAAGCGGCAGCAGAACCAAAACCAGAAGUUUCAACACUGGAGAGAGAAAAGAAAAAACAACGUUCUCGCUCCACUUCUCCGUUCGGUAGCUGGAAAAAGAAGAAACAGGUAGCUGAAGAUAUAGAAACUAGCACACCAGUGCCAGAAAAGACAAGCCUUGCUGCCAGUCCCGUUGAGGAGGAAUUGCAGUUUGAAGGUCUCCUUGUCAGAAAACAUGAAUGGGAAUCUACGACAAAGAAGGCUUCCAAUAGAUCUUGGGAUAAAAUAUACGUUGUGCUGCGUGGUAGUCUUUUGUAUGCUUACAAGGAUCAGAAACAUUUCAAACAGAAACCAGACAGCUAUUAUCACGGAGAAACACCCAUAGACAUGAAAGGAAGUACGGCCGAUGUCGCCACAGAUUACACCAAGAAGAAACACGUAUUCAGGCUGAAAUUAUCCAAUGGUGGCGAAUAUCUGUUCCAAGCUAAAGACGAGGAAGAAGUCAAUGUGUGGAUAGAGAAGCUACAGGCCGCUUCCGGAGAGGGAGAGGGAGCGGGACCGUCACACUCCCAGACGCUACCGGCCAAGGGAGAGGGAGACAAAAAAGACGAACACAAACGCCACGGAUUUUUCACACUAAAGAAAAAUUAGACAACCCGACGAGCGGCGAAGUAUCCAUCCAGAAAGAGUCUUUGCGGCAGGACAACACUUACUCUACAGAAAACAGUUGCCGGAGUAUCUUCCCUUCCCCGUAAUUUUGUUUUUUUUUUAUUAUUAUUAUUUUUUAGCUUGGUUCCUAUCUUCCCUCUGUAUACAUCUUUCCUUUAUUGUUAAACUGGUGAGGUAAAUGUUAUGUAUAUGUCUUAAAUAUUUCUGCUGUGAUUGUUAUAAUAGUUUUGUACUGUAAUGACAUUUUAAUUAAAAAAAAGAAAAAAAAAGGUAAGAAGAUACAGAUGGGGAGACUUUAUUGCGUGUUAUGGUAGUGUUUUCCCCCUUUAUUUUUUGUUUUAACGCCAGAGGCCGUCUCUAAAUAAAAGUUACACUUGCACGGUUAGAAUUGUUUGUUUCCCCCGAGGAAUAAAAAUUUCCCGAUAUUUUAUAUUGUAUUUUCAUGGAAGAAAAUAAAAGGUCGGGCACUCUUCCGUCAUGCCACGUUUGGUGUUCUAAUCUGGUUCGAGGGGGGAGAAGAAACAAAUUGUCUUGUAGAAAAAAAACAAAAAAAAACAUCUGAAAUAAAUUUAUCAUUCUAUAUAUUAAUUCAAACUUUCGAUUGUUUUCCGUCUGUAUUCGAUCACCGUUACGAUUGUUGUGGUAUAUGAAGCUUUGGAAUAUUUAGAAAAAAAAAACAAUGCGCCUGUUGCAGAGUUUUAUGUAUAAUAAUGAAAGCUUUCUGUCCCACAUCUCUGUUACUUUUGUAUCUAGAAAUAAAUAUCA
This is a messenger RNA of Centruroides sculpturatus (bark scorpion), 8366 nucleotides long. It is a transcript of the gene beta-Spec, whose product is annotated as spectrin beta chain-like. NCBI's taxonomy places the organism in Eukaryota, Metazoa, Arthropoda, Arachnida, Scorpiones, Buthidae. The coding region runs from base 183 to 7583 and encodes 2466 amino acids. Gene Ontology annotation, molecular function: structural constituent of cytoskeleton; actin filament binding; phospholipid binding. The transcript is spliced from 51 exons. Gene Ontology annotation, cellular component: plasma membrane; cortical actin cytoskeleton; spectrin. Gene Ontology annotation, biological process: neuron development; actin cytoskeleton organization. The record is from RefSeq and is a predicted model, not a curated record.